AUCCGAAAGAAGAAUCAGGCACUGACAAGACACUGGUUUCAUGGGAAAGCGCCUACGUUUCGCAGAAGCUGUCUAUGAGGUGCUAUUCAUUGUCAAAGCCCGCAUACUCAACGGCGACUACGACCAUCUUCUCUAUGAGCUGUCUGAUGAUGACUUGUCCAACUGUCCUUGGGAAAUCACUGCUCGAUAUGACGGUACCCCUGGGCCGCCUGAAGUGUUCUUCAACGUCAAGUCUACCCUAUCCACGGACGAGAACACCCCCACUAUUCGCGAGCUGCCUAAGAUCGACUGUGAGAGAAUCCGCCAGCACAAGCUGUAAUCCAACUCUACGAGUGUGCUAUCCACCUUCUCUAGGUCCACAGAAAGUUUGGUUUACCCCGCAUGUGGUAGAUCUGAGAAGGCCAGGACUGUCCUAUGUAUCAUUGCAAAGCAGAUGGAAUCAUGAACUUGAGUAGCAUUACAUUAAUUACACCGCGUGCUUUCCUCGCAAGCAAAGACUGGAGAUCCAUGGAGAGAAUGUGUCCCAUGCAGGCAACGCUCGCUGGAUCUCAGGUUCUGGGCCAAACGGAAUAUGCGGGUCAAAUAUGGCACAUGGAAUGUGAUU
Aspergillus uvarum CBS 121591 is the source of this 604-nucleotide messenger RNA. RefSeq lists its product as uncharacterized. The coding region runs from base 75 to 455 and encodes 126 amino acids. The record is from RefSeq and is a predicted model, not a curated record. NCBI's taxonomy places the organism in Eukaryota, Fungi, Ascomycota, Eurotiomycetes, Eurotiales, Aspergillaceae. The transcript has 2 exons.